GCCUCUUCGGUCAGGCCAGAAAGGAGGUGGAACUCGGUGAUUCGGCUUGCGGUUUCCCAGCCGGACCGAAAAGAGCAGCGCACCGAGCGUCGCGGGAGCAGCUCGUUGGUCCUCUGCUCUCGCGACAUGGCCUUCAAUUUUGGGGCUCCCACGGGCACCUCGGGCACCGCUGCAGCCACCGCGGCUCCCGCGGGUGGGUUUGGAGGAUUUGGAACAACAUCUACAACUGCAGGUUCAGCAUUCAGCUUUUCUGCCCCGACUAACACGGGCACUACUGGACUCUUCGGUGGUACUCAGAACAAAGGUUUUGGAUUUGGUACUGGGUUUGGCACAACAACAGGAAGUAGUACUGGUUUAGGUACUGGUUUGGGAACUGGACUGGGAUUUGGAGGAUUUAAUACACAGCAACAGCAGCAAACUACAUUAGGUGGUCUCUUCAGUCAGCCUGCGCAAGCUCCUACCCAGUCCAGCCAGUUGAUAAACACCGCGAGUGCUCUGUCUGCUCCGACGCUACUGGGAGACGAGAGAGACGCUAUUUUGGCAAAAUGGAAUCAACUGCAGGCCUUCUGGGGGACAGGCAAAGGCUACUUCAGCAAUCACAUUCCACCCGUGGAAUUCACACAAGAAAAUCCCUUUUGCCGAUUUAAGGCAGUAGGUUAUAGUUGUAUGCCCAGUAAUAAAGAUGAAGAUGGGCUAGUGGUUUUAGUUUUCAACAAAAAAGAAGCAGAUAUUCGAAGCCAGCAACAGCAGUUGGUAGAAUCAUUGCAUAAAGUUUUGGGAGGAAACCAGACCCUUACUGUAAAUGUAGAGGGUAUUAAAACAUUGCCAGAUGAUCAGACAGAAGUUGUCAUUUAUGUUGUCGAGCGUUCUCCAAAUGGUACUUCAAGAAGAGUUCCAGCUACAACGUUAUAUGCCCAUUUUGAGCAAGCCAACGUAAAAACACAAUUGCAGCAACUUGGCGUAACCCUUUCUAUGACUAGAACAGAACUUUCUCCUGCACAAGUCAAACAGCUUUUACAGAAUCCUCCUGCUGAAGUAGCUAUUAAUAAUUUAUGGUUAAUUCCUGUACCAAUGGUGGGUUUCAAAGAGCUGCUCCGAAGACUGAAGGUUCAAGAUCAGAUGACUAAGCAGCAUCAAACCAGAUUAGAUAUCAUAUCUGAAGAUAUUGGUGAACUACAAAAGAAUCAAACUACAACCAUGGCCAAAAUUGCACAAUACAAGAGGAAACUCAUGGAUCUUUCCCAUAGAACCUUACAGGUCCUGAUUAAGCAAGAAAUUCAGAGGAAGAGUGGUUACGCCAUCCAGGCUGACGAAGAGCAGUUGCGAGUCCAGCUGGACACGAUCCAGUGUGAACUCAAUGCGCCUACUCAGUUCAAGGGCCGACUAAAUGAACUGAUGUCCCAAAUCAGGAUGCAGAAUCAUUUUGGAGCAGUCAAAUCGGAAGAAAGGUAUUAUAUAGAUGCAGAUCUGUUACGAGAAAUCAAGCAGCAUUUAAAACAACAACAAGAAGGCCUUAGCCAUUUGAUCAGCAUCAUAAAAGAUGACCUAGAAGAUAUAAAGUUGGUAGAGCAUGGAUUGAAUGAAACUGUCCACAUCAGAGGUGGUGUCUUUAGCUGACAGUUCACAGACCUGGUUACAAGUUUUGUGAAAUGCAUCUUCUUAGUGCACCAAGCCUUCCUUAAGAAUGAAACUGACCACAUGGAGGGAACAAAAAAAAGGAAAACAUCCUCUCCUGGCUUGGUUUUUUGAGAAGGUUCCUAACAAAUUACUGUUCUUCAAAUCUGAAAUAACAUAGUCACCUCACAGCUCUUCAAAGAAAACCUUUGAAAGAUUUCUAUCUGAAAGCUGUAUUUACUUUAAAAAGAAGUGCAUAAUUACCAAAAGUAUAUGUACUAUUGUACAUUUUUACAACAGCGUUUUCUUAAACAUAAUCAGUGUUUAAUGAUUAUUUGUCCAUUGAACUUGUACUCUGCUUUCCAUAGCAAGUAAAUAUAAAAUAUCUACUUUGCAUAUAACAAAAUAAACUGUAUGAUUACUUGGCUGUUGGAGGGUUACACUUCAGAAUGUAAAUGUACGUCAGUUUUUAUAUUUGCGAAUUCAUCUGUGGGAGGAGUAAAGAAAAU
Messenger RNA from Propithecus coquereli (Coquerel's sifaka), 2123 nucleotides. RefSeq names its product nucleoporin 54kDa (gene NUP54). Gene Ontology annotation, cellular component: nuclear pore central transport channel; nuclear pore. Gene Ontology annotation, biological process: NLS-bearing protein import into nucleus; protein localization to nuclear inner membrane; nuclear pore organization. The transcript has 12 exons. Gene Ontology annotation, molecular function: structural constituent of nuclear pore. The record is from RefSeq and is a predicted model, not a curated record. Lineage: Eukaryota; Metazoa; Chordata; Mammalia; Primates; Indriidae. The coding region runs from base 127 to 1617 and encodes 496 amino acids.